Molecule: messenger RNA, 4136 nt
Organism: Phlebotomus papatasi
Lineage: Eukaryota; Metazoa; Arthropoda; Insecta; Diptera; Psychodidae
Gene: Tsp
Product: cartilage oligomeric matrix protein
Exons: 14
Coding region: 467-3718 (1083 amino acids)
Biological process (GO): cell adhesion
Cellular component (GO): extracellular region
Molecular function (GO): calcium ion binding
Source: RefSeq, a predicted model, not a curated record
ACCUCAUCAAAUCUCCCCCCUCUGGGACCAUCUCAUGAGGUAACGAACGUGAGGAGAGGAAGAAACGAUCAAGUGCCACCACUUUUGACGAUGGAUCUCUGAAUCAGUGCACCGUUGGAUGUCACUGGGAUUGGAGUGAUAUUUUGGUUGGAUCGUCAAACGAUCUUCGAGUUCUUGGGAUCAACGGUGGAAAAACGCGCGCGCGAAUUUCCAUCAGAUCUUUUGGGAGAAUUUUUGGCAUUUUCUGAAAGUGUUUUGAAGUGAUUGAGAAUUUUCUGAGGAAUUUCUUAAGUGGUGAUAUAAAUCUUUUAAUUAUAAAGUUUUUUUUGUGAAUUUAGUGCAAAGGGAUUUUUUUAAAAUAUAUUUUUAAAUAUUGUGGUGAAUACGUGAGAAAUUGUGACCCAAGUUGGGCAGGAGAUUUUUUUUCUUUUCAACAAAAUCUUGGAGAGAAGGUUGUCGAUGAAAGAUGAAGAACAUCGGUGCAAUUUGCCUCUCCACGGUGCUGCUCAUCUUUUUGCUGGACGGACUCCACGGUUUGUCAGUGGAUCCCGUUGCAUCAUCUGAUUUGGAGCAACACAUUAAAGAUGACUUUGUUAUCUCCAUUCGACACAUUAGACCACGCCGAAAGCUACAAAUUCCAUUGGAGGCCCUCUUCCUGAUUGACUUUCCCGCCACGAAGCACAAAUUCAGUUUCUUCCUCGAUCGGAAGAAUAAGCGCGUCACCGUAGACAUUACAUCCGGGACAAGAUUCUACUCCAAACACUUCACUGUGGCAUCACUCAAUGAAACCACAACUGUUCGAUCACUUGCCAUUCUAUUCCACAAGAACAAUGCCACCCUCUACAUGGACUGCAAAAAACAUACUGAACAGGAUCUCGAAGUUAACAUUUCAGAACUCUAUGCAAGUUCAGAGGAACCCAUCAUUAAAUUGUUUAGGGAAAGAAAAUACCCGUUGCACUUCGAUGGAAAUGUCGAGAGUGCCUUGUUCAGAGCUAAUUGCCAGAAAGCCGCCCACCGUCGAGAAAAUCGUCGCUACCUUAACCUCAAGGAUGGCCGUUUGGAGAAGAGACAAAGAAAUCGCCACGGCAGCAAUCAACAGAGGUACAUGCGCUUCGAAACGGACAACCUCAUCAGUGACCAAGCCAUGUCGCCGCUGGACAAGAACAAGAAGCGCGAUAUCCGCGACUGGGAUGAUAGAUAUCGGAAUUUGCCCACGGAAAGCAGUACUAAUGUACAUCGUCGUGGUGACAUCCCAGUCCUGCAUGGCGAUUGUGAUGAUGCCAUGACGAAAGCCCUGUCAGAGUUGCUGGCUCUGGUAAAGCAGCUGAGAGAUGAGGUCGGACAGCAGCGUAACGAAAUCGCAUACUUGAGGCAAUUAAUCGAAAAUUGUGCUGGAUGUCAACAUCGGGCGGAACCACUUAAGGAAACAUGUGAAUUAAAUAAUCCAUGCUUCCCCGGUGUCCAUUGUUACGAUUCAACAUCGGGAAUUCGGUGUGGACACUGUCCCAGAGGCUACAUUGGCGAUGGCAAGCACUGUAAGCCUGGUCUUACAUGCGCCGAUAAGCCAUGCUUCGGCGAUGUCCAGUGCUACGAUACUGUUGAGGGUGCCCAGUGCGGACCCUGUCCCAGUGGCUACGAAGGAGACGGACGCUCCUGCACUCGCCAAGACGCCUGCACAGAUCAGUCUUGUGCCCCAGGCGUCAGGUGCUAUCCUUCGGACGUUUAUCCUUUCUUCAGAUGCGGAUCAUGUCCACAUGGAACAUCUGGGAAUGGAACUUACUGCUUUGACAUUGACGAGUGUGACCUGCGACAACCUUGUGACUCGAAAGUCCGCUGCGUAAAUCUACUACCAGGUUUCGCUUGUGAUCCCUGUCCACCUGGAUACCAUGGUCACCAUGCUCUAGGGGUCCGAGUAGCUCACUGGGAGCACUCCUUCCGCCGUCAAACCUGUCACGAUAUCGAUGAGUGUUCAACGGGGACAGCUCAGUGUCCACCAAAUUCACAUUGUAUCAACACCGAAGGUUCCUAUCAUUGCCAAUGUGCACGUGGCUUCCACCUAAACUCCACCUACGGCUGUAUUCCACUUGAAGGAGUCUGUCCCGAUGGAACAAUUUGUGAUCGAAAUGCUGUAUGUCGGGCAAUAACUGAAUAUUCCUUUACGUGUAAAUGUCGCGUGGGAUGGGCAGGAGAUGGUUUUCAAUGUGCCCCAGAUAAGGAUUUGGACGGAUGGCCUGACUACAAUCUGAAUUGUACCAGUCCUAGAUGCCACAUGGACAACUGCAUCUUUGUACCGAAUUCAGGCCAAGAGGAUGCCGAUCGAGAUGGAAUAGGAGAUGUUUGUGAUCCAGAUGCCGAUAACGAUGGAAUUUUGAACAAUCCUGAUAAUUGUCCAUUGGUAUCUAAUCCAGAUCAGAGGGAUACCGAAUACGGGGGUGGUGAUAAACAAGGAGACGCUUGCGAUAAUUGCCCUACAAUCAGAAAUCCCGAUCAACUGGAUACAGAUAAUGACGGAUUGGGCAAUGCUUGUGAUGAUGAUAUCGACAACGACGGAUUGCUCAACAGCCACGACAACUGCCCCUUAAUCGCCAAUGAGCGUCAGCUGGAUUCUGACGGAGACGGAUUUGGCGAUGUUUGCGACAAUUGCCCAUUCAUUCCAAAUCCUAGUCAAGCUGAUCAAGACAAUGAUCUGAUAGGAGACGCUUGUGAUAGUGAUAUCGAUCGAGAUCGUGAUGGAAUUCAGGAUUCUCAAGACAAUUGCCCAAAGAUCGCAAACUCAGACCAAUUGGAUACUGAUGGAGAUGGAAGAGGAGAUAUGUGUGACAAUGACAUCGACAAUGAUGGAAUCCUAAAUGAAAAGGAUAACUGUCCGUUGGUUUAUAACCCCGAUCAAACAGAUAACAACCAUGACGGAAUUGGAGAUAUUUGCGAAGAUGAUUACGAUUUAGAUACUGUUCCUAAUUACCUGGAUAACUGCCCUAAUAAUUCAAAGAUUUAUUCAACCGACUUCCGAACCUACCAAACGGUUGUCCUAGAUCCUGAAGGUGAUUCUCAAAUCGAUCCCAACUGGAUGAUCUACAACAAGGGAGCUGAGAUUGUUCAGACUCAAAAUAGCGAUCCAGGACUUGCUGUUGGUUACGAUUCGUUUGGAGGAGUAGACUUCGAGGGCACAUUCUUUGUCGACACAGAAAUUGACGAUGACUACGUAGGUUUCAUUUUCAGCUACCAGAACAACCACAAAUUCUACACGGUAAUGUGGAAGAAGAAUAUUCAGACCUAUUGGCAAGCUACACCCUUCCGAGCUUCAGCUGAACCAGGAAUCCAACUUAAACUUGUAGACAGUACAACAGGACCUGGACAAAUGCUACGAAACAGUCUUUGGCACACAGGGGACACCAAGGAUCAAGUUAGACUACUUUGGAAGGAUCCUAGGAAUGUGGGAUGGAAGGAAAGAACAGCCUAUAGAUGGCUCCUGCUUCAUCGUCCAAAGAUUGGUCUGAUUCGUUUGAGGAUUUUCGAGGGAGAAGAAAUGGUGGCUGAUUCAGGGAAUGUCUUUGAUUCAACACUCAAGGGAGGACGUCUGGGAGUAUUUUGCUUCUCCCAAGAAAUGAUCAUUUGGUCAGAUCUUGUAUACAGAUGCAAUGAUAACAUCCCAGAGACAAUCUACAAUGAACUUCCUAUACGAUUGAGGCAGGAAGUGCAUGUGGAUUACAGAAAUUAGUGCUGCAGGAGGAUUCAUGCAGGGUGCUUCAAAAAACAUAAUCCUAAGACAGAGUUGUAAAUGCGAAAUAAUUGGCAUUAAGAUUAAUUUCUAUUGAGAUUAAAGGACUACUUGAGGACUCUUGUACUCAAUGAGACCUUGCUGUACACAUCAAUUUUUUUCCUGCUUAGUAAACUUCACCCAUUCAUCAUUAUAAGUCACGCCUCUUUCUGAGAGUAUGGCGAUUUUCGUUAUGAAUUUUAAAUAUUAAAGAAAAAUUGUAAUAAUCCAUGAAAACACCAAAACAAGUAUUGAAAUUAAAGAAAGUAGUUUGCGUGGCCUCAUCCUUCAAAAUUUAGGCCACGCCACUUUUAAUACUCGUUAACGAAUAAGCCAUAAUGAACACAAUAAAGUCUUCGAAAUUUGUUAAAAUCACAAA